AUGGGGAGGUCGCCGUGCUGCUGCCGCGACGCCGACGUGAAGAAGGGGCCAUGGACGGAGGAGGAAGACAAGACGCUGGUGGAGCACAUCCAGAAGCGCGGCGGGAACGUCGGCAGCUGGCGCCGCCUGCCCAAGGCCGCCGGCCUCAACCGCUGCGGCAAGAGCUGCCGCCUCCGCUGGACCAACUACCUCCGCCCCGACAUCAAGCGUGGCAACUUCACUGACGAAGAGGAGCGCCUCAUCAUCACCCUACACGCCGGCCUUGGCAACAAGUGGGCAACGAUCGCGACGCACCUGGAGGGCCGGACGGAUAACGAGAUCAAGAACUACUGGAACACGCACAUCCGCAAGAAGCUCCUACGCAUGGGCGUCGACCCAGUCACGCAUCAGCAGCUGCCACCCGGUCAGAGUCACCACCACCUCAACGCCACCUCCAUCGCCCACCACCCCGGGGCGCUCCUCUGGGCUUCGGCGGCUACAAGCCUCGGCAGCUUGGACACCGGCGCCCUUAUGCAGGCGCAACUUCUACAACAGCUCCUCCAGGUCAUCGGAUCCAACAAUGGCGCCAGCGGCCUCAUCGCCAACCUAGCUGCAGCAAACGCAAUGCUAAACUCAAGCGGUAGCAUGGUUCCGAACCUCUUGCAGGAGCAGGACCAGAUGAACUGCCUGCAGCCGGGUUACCUCUGCAACACCUCCAAUUUUGCAGAGCAGCACGUGCCGCAACAGCAGCUGACCAACGACACGUCUCCGGGAACGAGCUCCUUUGCAGCAGCUAAACAGGCUGACCAGCUCUGCUGUACUGCAACUUCAUUUGCAUCGCAUGAUGUUGCACCCGUGGGUAACUGGUCGCCCGCGCAGGAGUUCGGUGGCUUGCUGGAGCCCAUGAUGGAGCUGCCCGAUCUGUGCUCUCUAGAGAGUGAUUCUUUCUGGAAGGACAUACCGGAGGACAGCUACCGUUUGUAG
Triticum turgidum subsp. durum (durum wheat) is the source of this 963-nucleotide messenger RNA. Lineage: Eukaryota; Viridiplantae; Streptophyta; Magnoliopsida; Poales; Poaceae. The record is from the annotation of a GenBank genome assembly.